Messenger RNA from Linum tenue, 577 nucleotides. The record is from the annotation of a GenBank genome assembly. Lineage: Eukaryota; Viridiplantae; Streptophyta; Magnoliopsida; Malpighiales; Linaceae.
AAUUCGCUUUUCGGAACAUAUUGCAGACACAGAGAGUCUAGCAGAAGCAAGUGAAUAAACAUGCCACAUCGGACGCGACCCAUGGCAGCAUUGCUGGUGUUCACAGGACUCAAUGUGGUCUUGGUUUCAACCAUUACCCCUGUCUAUGAUUUCGUGUGCUUCCACCCUUAUUGGGAAAGAAGGAGAGAACAACGGCGUCAAGAACGUGAAGCUCGUGCAGGAUCUGGUUCCAGCUAGUUCAGACAUUGCUGAGGAUAAAUGAUGGUUUGACACACUCUCUAAGUUGUAAAGCAAAAGUACGGAAUUGGAGUUAAAGCGAGAUCAGAUGGUCUUAGUUUCACUCUCUGAUUUGAAUCCAGCCUCCAUUGGUGGGCUAGUUUGUUCUUCAAGGUUCUCUAGGGUAACCAGGAUUUGAGCAUGGAAGCAAUGUCUUCAUCACAAUGUAUAUGCUCUUCUAUAGGCUUUGUACAAGUGUCAGCUUCUAAGUCUAUCAGAAAAGGAGAUUGUUACUUCAGGAAUAGGCAACGAUCCAGUUCACACACCAAAUACAUAUUUUUUAAUAUAAUUACGAUCCUCC